This is a messenger RNA of Solea solea (common sole), 2688 nucleotides long. RefSeq names its product centrosomal protein of 41 kDa-like. Bases 22 to 1215 code for a protein of 397 amino acids. Gene Ontology annotation, biological process: cilium assembly; protein polyglutamylation. Gene Ontology annotation, cellular component: ciliary basal body. The record is from RefSeq and is a predicted model, not a curated record. Lineage: Eukaryota; Metazoa; Chordata; Actinopteri; Pleuronectiformes; Soleidae. The transcript has a single exon.
CAUAACAGAAUCUUUUAGAUCAUGACGCUCCAUUCUGACAAAGAAAAAAGAAUACAGAAAAACUCAAAGUAUCAGCAUGUGAAAACCAAGUUGGAUACAGGAUCUAGCCUUUCGAAAUAUAUGGAAAGGCUAGAGGAGAGGAGAACAUACUUCAAGAAUCGUAACGAUGAAAUGUUCAAGCGGUUAAAGGAGACAACAUUUGGACAAAUGAUACUCCAGGCACACUCUUCAGGUUCAAACCUGUUCAGUCAACAGGAUGUAGGGGACACCUUGGAGAUUGGGAAAAUAGGGCACAGUGCUAUGUCAACACAGCUUAGUGUUCUCAGCUGUGCUGGAGAGAUGAGCCUGGAGAAUGAGGACCUGGCCAACAGGCCCUGUCCCAACUGUCCCUACCUGCUGCUGGACGUACGGGACCAAGACGAUUACGACCGCUGUCACAUCAUUGGUGCGCACAAUUUUCCAAUUAUCAUGCUAUCUCGAUUCAGGGGCAUAAAAGAAAUUUGGGAAUAUAAGAAUAUACCAGGAAAAAUAAUCAUUUUGUAUGAUGAGGAUGAGACCAUUGCCAGUCGGGCGGCCACAAUCAUGUGCCAGAAAGGAUUUGAAAAUGUCUUCAUGCUGUCUGGAGGUCUCGAGGUAAUCGCUAAGAAAUUUCCAGAAGGGAUGACGACAGGCUCCAUGCUAAUAUCACAUCUGUCCUCAUCCACUUCCUCAUCUGUGUCCUCGGCCACCUCCUCAAAGAAGAACUCUUUGCAGCAGAGGCAGCAGCUGCCAUCUCAGGCAGAAGAAAAGAAGUGGUGGUUUACACCACAUGACCUCUACAAGAUCCAGCAGCAGCUGGGCGAAAUCAGCUCCCAAUCCGGAGCAAAUAGUGCUGGAAGUCAACAGAGUUCUGGUCUUCAAAGCAGUAGAUCCGUGAAAUUGUCCAGCCGAACAUCAACCAUCCACUCCCAGUCGGGACCUGGACCAUCCAGAACCCAGAGUCAACAGACUUCCAAGAUUUCAAGCAAUUCACCCUCAGAUUUGCCCAACCUCACGUCAACCACCCUCUCCCAGUCUGGACCGCCCGGUGUCGAAAGUCAACAGAGUUUGAAGCUUCAAAGCAAAAGACCCUUGAAAAUGUCCAGCCACGUAUCAAACACACUCUCACAGUCUGCGGCGCCCAGUGCCGAGAGUCAACAGACUUCCAAGAUUCAACUAAGGGUACCCUGGAAAUAACACCCCCAACCCUCAGCCACACAGAUACAUGCAAUUAUAGCAUAAUCAUACAAAUAAGUGUAUAAUCAUAGCCUUGGAAUAAGCCUUUUUUAUAUAUGAACUUGUAGGGGCCUCACUUUACAGAGGUCGCCAUCUUGCGCCGCAACGUUUCAUCAACAUAUCUUGAUUUAUGUGGCCAUUACCACAUAAAUCAAUAAAAAGAAGGGAAACAGCAGCAAAAUUGGGAGACUGAAAGUGAGGAGAUUGUGUUGUGAAAGAGAGUUCACAUCAUUCUGGUCUGCAAAGGCCACCGUAGCUCCCUGACAUGCUUGGGAAACGGGGGUGAGAGAGUAAGCAAGCACUUGUAUUAUUCCCAAGGCUUAUUAGUGCCCGCAAGAGAGCUCAGGAGAAUAGAGCUGUGUGUUAAGGUGGUUCUGCUCCUGACAAUCCGACAGCAGCUCCAUCAUCUGAAAUGAAAUGAGCCAGUACCAACAGAGCACCCGUCUCACAAUAUGCAGCAGAAAUAUCAGACUUUCUGUCAUUUUGAUUUAAAUUACUUACAGAGAGCUGUUAUUGGACCUUUUUUUUGGUUCCCACAGCACACAUCUGAAGCAGUUAAUAUAAGCAGUUUACUAUUGUUGUUAUUAUUGCUUGCUUGCCAGUGCAUAUGUAUUGGGAACACUGCACUGACCACUUUAUUAAAAAUAUUACACUCACACUAAUCACUUUACCAGGAACACAACACUGAUUGGUUUAUUGCAAACACUACUGACAGUGAUUCCUUAAUUACAAACAUAAUUCUGAUUGCUUUAAUGAACAAUAUACUGACACUGAUCACUUAAGCACUUAAGUGGUCACAUCAUUAAGCAGCUUGACAGGAUACAGUCUUCUUGUACCUAUGCUGAUGCUGUACACACACACACACACACACACUCCCUCAGUCAGGUCUGAUAGUGUUGCUUGACAGCACCCAUUUUGAAAUGAGUGGAUUUUCUUUAAUAGAAAACACAAUGACUCCUAAUCCUGAAUAAAUCAAACUACUCAUUACAUUAGGUUUUAUUAUUUGUGCCUCCAAUGACUUGAUAUGUGGUCAUAACUUGUCAAAACAAAUCAUCAGUCAUCAAAACAUAAUGACUUGCUGACCAUUUUCUAUUCAAGAAUCAUACUGUGGCAUCCUUGAACAGAAAAUGAGCUGCAAAUUACCAAUACCAUUCAUCAUGAGUGGGAGAAAACGUUUUUAGAUUGCUCUGCUGGUACUGGCUCAUCUACAUUUUAUAAAUUUUUUAAGACUUGAAUAAUAAUUGAAAUGCUAAUAGAUUAUAUAAGUAUUGUUAGUAUUUUACGAUUGAUCGUCUACUGAAUAUCUGAAUGGCUUAACCUCGUGUGCGCCAAACAUCCCCACAAACACACGUGACCACGGUUACUCACCUCAUCGACGUUCUCAAAGGCGUUGAUGACAUCAUAGGGCAGGCAGGACAGCAGGUCAAUAACAAA